AUGGCUAAGCAAUCUCUAGACGUUUCCUCUGACAGAAGAAAGGCCAGAAAGGCUUAUUUCACUGCCCCAUCCUCCGAACGUCGUGUUUUGUUGUCUGCUCCAUUAUCUAAGGAAUUGAGAGCUCAAUACGGUAUCAAGGCUUUGCCAAUCAGAAGGGAUGAUGAAGUCUUGAUUGUUCGUGGUUCCAAGAAGGGUCAAGAAGGUAAGAUUUCAUCUGUUUACAGAUUGAAGUUUGCUGUCCAGGUUGACAAGGUCACCAAGGAAAAGGUCAACGGUGCUUCCGUUCCAAUUAACUUGCACCCAUCCAAGCUUGUUAUCACCAAAUUGCAUUUGGACAAGGACAGAAAGGCUUUGAUCCAAAGAAAGGGUGGUAAAUUAGAGUAA
Messenger RNA from Saccharomyces kudriavzevii IFO 1802, 384 nucleotides. RefSeq names its product 60S ribosomal protein uL24 (gene RPL26B). NCBI's taxonomy places the organism in Eukaryota, Fungi, Ascomycota, Saccharomycetes, Saccharomycetales, Saccharomycetaceae. Gene Ontology annotation, cellular component: cytosolic large ribosomal subunit; ribosome. Gene Ontology annotation, molecular function: structural constituent of ribosome; RNA binding. Gene Ontology annotation, biological process: cytoplasmic translation; ribosomal large subunit biogenesis. The coding region runs from base 1 to 384 and encodes 127 amino acids. The record is from RefSeq and is a predicted model, not a curated record. The transcript has 2 exons.